This is a messenger RNA of Diospyros lotus (date-plum), 949 nucleotides long. RefSeq lists its product as uncharacterized. Bases 226 to 558 code for a protein of 110 amino acids. The transcript has 2 exons. NCBI's taxonomy places the organism in Eukaryota, Viridiplantae, Streptophyta, Magnoliopsida, Ericales, Ebenaceae. The record is from RefSeq and is a predicted model, not a curated record.
CUUGACUUUCAUUAUCCCACUUCAGUUUCCCCCCUACCGUCUGAAAACUGCCAUUAAUUUUUUGUAAAUGCCCAAAACACCCUCAUAUUUAUAUCUCCCUAACUCUCUUUCUCUCUCCUCUCCACCUCACUCCUCCCUUACUCUCACCUGUAUCUCACCAGCAAGGUUGCUGGCAAUAAUUAGCUCCUCUCUCUCUCUCUCUCUCUCUCUCUCUCAGGUGCAGCAAUGGCGGGUCUCUACAAAGACUACAAUCCCAUUACCAAUGGGGUUGCAGAGACCCCAUCACCACUGAUGGGGAAUCAACGAUGCUUCAUUUGGAGGGAGGAGAAGGAAAUUGGGGAUGGGAAGCAGCAAUUAUCUGCAAAGGCUUUGCUUGACCAUGAUGAGACAACUGUUCAUCAAGGCUCGUGUGCCAGUCCCAUGCCCCAUUUGGCAUGUGAUGAUAACAGAGUAGACAACACCUGGUGUAUAGAGAAGGGAGAACAGAACAUGGCAAGCAACUGGAUGGAGGGGGAGGAGUUAAGUAUAGAGGAUAACAGCUGCAGCUUACCUCGUUAAGCUGGGGAAACACCUUGAUAGCAUCAGAUUGGCCAUGCCUAGACCCCUGCCAGAGAAUAGGAAAACAAGUUGCACGAAUUAUACCACCCAGAAUAACCAGACACUAAACAAGAUAAUGCAUGACUGCUCCAGAAGCUCCGGAAAAGGAAGUUCAAUUAUUUGGCCAGAAAUUUCAUACUUAGGGGUGAAUGGAUGAUUAGACACUGAAAAACACAAAACAUGGAACAAAAUAGCUUGCAGUUACCCUAUCACCUGCGAUGAUCAUUCACCAUUUUUGUAUUGUUCUCAGCAUGAUAAGAAAUAAGUUUGUUGCCUGAUACAAUUUCCUCAUUUCUUUUUUCUCGUUUAAUUCUUUUCCAUUGCUUGUUUAUUAGUUUAUAUUUGUACUGCA